AUGGAACAAUAGGUAAAGUUAGUAGCUUUAGGUUUUCACUGCACAUAAAACUAAAAAUUCUCUGAAUUUGCACUCUCUCCUCUUGAUCGGAAAAUGGAUCAUCGUAUUGCAGCAUGUUUCGCAAUUCUCAGUUUGUUAAUGGCUACUUCCUCUGCUAUCCAGAUUGGCGCGCGUGAUGAAGUUUCGAAGGAUGUAAUCACAAAAUAUUCUCCCUUUUCUACUGCUCUUGAAACCCUCCAGAAGCAGAUUAACUAUACUUUUGAUCGUAUUGAUCUUCUCCGACGUGCAAUGACCCAUGCUUCAUUUUCCGAAGAGAACAACCGAGCCUUAAGCAUUCUUGGCACGAGCAUUAUAGAAACAUCUGUAUCCUUCCGCUAUCUUUUGGAUGAUAUUGAUACUUCCUCAAAAUCUCUGAACCUUAAGAUAGCAGAGGUAUGUAAUGUGGAGUCCUCUUGUUCUGUGGAUGGGAUGCGCCUCGGGUUGCACAAAGUCGUCAGAGUCUCUCACAACACUAACUCUACCACCCCUGCCAUAGUCUGUGGCUCUUUCCGUGCAAUAUUUGGAGCUGUUGCCCUUGAUUCAGGAAAUUCUGAUGAUGCUGCAAAAGUGUUCUGGAAUGUCCAUACCCGCAGAGGUCAAUUUGCUGCUGCCUCUUAGGUAAGUUCCAGGGCUUGAAUGUUACUGCAUCCUACGAUGAAGUUAUGCUAUAUGAAUAUUUUGUUAGCUUGAUGGUGUUUAUAUGUAGUAUUAAGUAUUAACUAUAUGUGUACCCUAAUACUAGAAUAACCCAGGAUUUUGCUGAUCUCAAUCACAGUACGGCUUUUCAUGUGCGUGAAGCUUGCAUUUCUAUAUAGUCUGUAGGAACAUGGAUAAAUGCCAAUAUAAGAGGUCUUUGUGAUAUAUGAAGGAAAAACUUAUUAUAAUCA
Beta vulgaris subsp. vulgaris (sugar beet) is the source of this 926-nucleotide messenger RNA. RefSeq lists its product as hypothetical. Gene Ontology annotation, molecular function: ribonuclease III activity. The record is from RefSeq and is a predicted model, not a curated record. The coding region runs from base 94 to 657 and encodes 187 amino acids. Gene Ontology annotation, biological process: RNA processing. NCBI's taxonomy places the organism in Eukaryota, Viridiplantae, Streptophyta, Magnoliopsida, Caryophyllales, Amaranthaceae. The transcript has 3 exons.